AUGGAACCAAGGAAGAAACGCAAGACCACCAAGACUACCCAGUCCCCAAUUUCACAACAAGAUGGAAUAAUCCAACGUCUAGAGGCAUUGGCAAAGACGAAGACGAGAGAAGCAAGGGUGGAAGUGCUGGCAGAGUUGGACGAUAUGAGACAAUUACUACCUCCGACUACUGUAAGAUGGCCCGAGGGCGGCAAGUUGUUACGACCUCUUCUCGAGGCCGCUGAGGACUACAUCGCUGAACCGACGAAAGAGAGGGCUGUAGAGUUCAAGACUAUGGCCGAGGCACUUGUCAUCACACUCAAAGGGAAGAAGUAG
Pseudogymnoascus destructans is the source of this 315-nucleotide messenger RNA. RefSeq lists its product as uncharacterized. The record is from RefSeq and is a predicted model, not a curated record. NCBI's taxonomy places the organism in Eukaryota, Fungi, Ascomycota, Leotiomycetes, Thelebolales, Thelebolaceae. Bases 1 to 315 code for a protein of 104 amino acids. The transcript has 2 exons.